Molecule: messenger RNA, 1266 nt
Organism: Sorghum bicolor (sorghum)
Lineage: Eukaryota; Viridiplantae; Streptophyta; Magnoliopsida; Poales; Poaceae
Product: methylsterol monooxygenase 1-2
Exons: 5
Coding region: 104-1009 (301 amino acids)
Biological process (GO): sterol biosynthetic process
Molecular function (GO): C-4 methylsterol oxidase activity; iron ion binding
Source: RefSeq, a predicted model, not a curated record
GAACAUAAGUACACACACAGCCACUGCACUCUCUCUAUCGCAGCUAGAGAGGAUCGUCUAGCUAGCUAGUACUAAUAUAAGCCGAGAGCGGGCGGCGAUCGAGAUGAUGCCCUAUGCUACCGCGGCGGAGGCGGAGGCGGCGCUGGGGCGCUCUAUGACCUGGGCGGAAGCCUUGUGGUUCCGCUACUCGGCGGCGAUGCCGGACCUGUGGCUCAUGUGGCACAUCGCCCUCGUCUACCUCGUCGUCGACGCGCUGGCGCCGCUGCCCGCCAUGAUUCUCCAGCAGCUCGCGCCAGGCUAUGCGCUGCGACACAAGCUGCAGCCCGGGGUGGUGGCGCCGCAGCCCUCGCUGGUUUCUACCUACCUCUGCUACAUGAGGGAGAGCACCCGUGUCUCCCUGGCCAUCUUGGGUCCUUUCCCACUCGUCUACACCCUCACAUUCAAGCUGUUUGGAGUCCGGACAGGGCUUCCUUUGCCCUCGGUAUGGGAGACAGGGAUGCACCUGGUGGUGUACACCUUGGUAGAGGACUACCUGACGUACUGGCUCCACCGCUUUCUGCACACCAAGUGGGGCUACGAGAAGAUCCACCAUGUCCACCACGAGAAGACGGCGCCGUCCGGUUUCGCCGCGGUCUAUUCUCACGGCGCCGAGCUCAGCUUGUUAGCCGUCACAAUCUUUGCAGGGCCAGCAAUGGUGCCAUGCCAUGUCACGACGCACUGGCUUUGGUUCGCCAUCCGCUUAAUGGAAGCCUCCGAUGCACACUGCGGUUACAACUUUCCAUUUAGCCUUGCGGGGUUGAUCCCAUUUUUCGUGGGCGCGGAAUUCCACGACUAUCAUCACUACGCUGGAGGGAAAACUCGGACCAAUUUUGGUUCUGUGUUUACAUAUUGUGAUUAUAUUUAUGGGACAAAUAAGAGCUACCUACACCACAAGAGAAGCCUAGCAAAGCUGAAGACGAUGAAGGAGGUCGAACACAACAUGAAGGGCAGCAGCGUGAAAGAAGACUGAGAUUAGUUAAUAUUUCAUGCAUGGGUAAAUUGGAUAGUAGAUAUAUCCACAUCACCAUAUGCAAUUGCUGGUGGAUCCAUUAUAUUGCCUAGGGAUCAGAUAUCAAACCAGUAAUCCAUAUUUAUUACCAGGGUUUCUCGAUUUGUACCUUAAUUAUGUGUGUCAGUGUGUGUGUAUCUACUACACAUGUAAUUUGUGUAUCCACAAGGAAUAUCAAUGUAUAAUAUUAUAAGUUUUCUGGUGAAAAUUAAUUUUUA